AGCCACCCCCGCUCGUGUGCCGUGGCCGGACUUAAUAGAGGCGCCGCUGCUCGCUAAAAGCACUUGCCCCCCCCCCCCCCAAAAAAAAUCCUCUUCAAGACGACUACACCUUGGUAUGUGGGGGAGGUGGGUAAGUGAAAAUUGUGAACGAGUAAGACAUUGUCCAGCGAUUCGGUGAGCGGCGUUCCCUUGGCAAGGUGACCCUUAAGGAGAUCUUCGCGCCGCGCUCCCGUGUCCCGGCUCGUUGGUCUAGGGGUAUGAUUCUCGCUUCGGGUGCGAGAGGUCCCGGGUUCAAAUCCCGGACGAGCCCGACGGGGUCGCAAUAUUUUUUUUUCCCCUCUUGCUCCCUCUCUCUCUCUCGUUGUGUGUUGCUUUUCUUCUUCGGUAUAAACAUUUCUACCGCACGUUUACGCGAACGCAACAAACCCGCUUCGUUUAAACUUUCUACGUGCUGUCGCUGCGUUUAUAUAUUUUUAUUAUUAUUAUUGUUAUUCUGACACGCUGCGCGUGGAAUGAGUUACACAACUUGAGGCCUAGGCGCCGCCGCUCGGCCUUUCCCUCCUCCCCGCGGACCCCCGCCUCUUGCCUAGUUUCCUCCCCCCACCUCCCGCACACUCAGCCCGAGGGCCGCUGCUACCCCGCCCGCGCCCAUGGACCAGGAGACGGCGCAGCGCCUGUACGCCGAGGGCGCCUUCCUCGUGUUCCUUGGGGUCCCCGAGGGCACGGAGUUCGGCAUCGACUACAACACCUGGGAGGUGGGCCCACUCUUCAAAGGCAUCAAGAUGAUACCGCCGGGCAUGCACUUUGUGCACUUCAGCGCGGUGCGUGGAUGUGGGGGCAAGCCAGGGGGCAAGGCUGAGGGCAGCGGGCCCAAGAGCAGCGGGGCAGGAGACCGCGGGCCCUGGGGCCGGGAGACGGGGCCACGCACGGGAUUCUUCCACGAGUUUGGGAAGCGCGAGCUGCUCGUGCGCAAGUGGGACGUGGGGAUGGAGGACGCGGCCAGCGAGGAGGUGGCGAGCGACGAGGUGGAGAGGAUACGCGCCAGCCUCAAGGACCUGGAUCGGAACCUGGCCCCGUACCCGUACGACACGCUGCGGCGCUGGGUGUCGCUGAGCGGCCACGUGACGGGCUCCGUGGCGGCGCGGCUCCUGCCGCUGUCGGGCCGCGUGUGCGCCUUUGCCGAGAUGGAGCCCGAGACGCCGAGCUCCAACUCGCAGCAGCGGCUUGCGCUCAACCUCCCCCGCAACGACACCGAGUGCUCCAGCCUGCAGGAGGGAGAGGCGAGGCUGCCCAUCAUGAAGCAGCGCCCCGGCACCGAGAUCCGCUUCUCUGAGCUUCCACAGCACCCAUUUCCGCUGGGGGCCAGCCCCGCGGACGUGACGCGCCACUCGCUCGACCGCUCGCUCGCACUCGACGCGCUCCUCGCCCGGCACUACCCCCAGGACGAGCACGGCAUCCUGGGUGAGCUGCAGUUUGCGUUCGUGUGCUUCCUGCUGGGCGGCGUCUACGACGCAUUUGAGCAGUGGAAGCGGCUGCUGGCGCUGCUGUGCGGCAGCGAGGCGGCGGCGCUGUCUCGCCCGCGCCUCUACCGCGACCUCAUCCCUGUGCUCUACCACCAGCUCAACGAGGUGCCACGGGACUUCUUCGUCGACAUCGUCACGAGGGACAACUUCCUCACCUCCACGCUGCAGGUCUUCUUCUCCAUCCUGUCGGGCGCGGACGUGGAGCGGUCUCUGCAUCAGCGAGCCGCCAUGUUCAAGCAGCACCUGACGCGCAAGUUCCGCUGGGAUUUCGACGCGGAGCCCGAGGACUGCGCCCCUGUGCUCGUGGUGCUGCCAGACGGCGUGGUGCUGCCAGACGGCGUGGUGCUGCCAGACGGCGUGGUGCUGCCAGACAGCGUGGUGCUGGGGUGAUCUCACGGCACCGGUGGCCAUCUCGGCGAGGGCAGGGCUACCGUUUGGCCGUCUUUGCGAGGGCUGCUUGUGACGCACGGGGGGGGGGGGGGGGGGGGUGGUGAUCGUCCUUUGUGCCUGGGGUCCAAAUAAUCAUUUGAUUAGAAAUAACGGAUUGGAUGAGCGGGCAAAAUGUGUCCGUUGUGUGUCCGUACCUGGACAUUAAAAUAAGUAUUCCGACCCAAGAUGGCUACCAUACGGUCCUGUCCUUUACCAAGAUGGCUACCAGAUGGAGCUGCCCUCACCGUGAUGGCUAUUAGUCAGACCUAACUAUAACCAGGAUUGCCGCUAGAAUUGCCAGUCGUCAAGAUUGCUAUCAAACAGCUUUGUCUUGCUUCACAAUGGCCACCUUAUAAACUUGCCCCUCACCAAGAAGGCUGCCAACUGAAAAGGAACUUGCUGCCAAGAUCGUGGAACUCUUGAGACAUGGCCGCAGACCUCGGCGGAAUUUUCCAACAGGAAGACGGUGGAACGCCUGUUUACAUUGGAAAAUCUGCCUUGUAAUUUUUUUCAGCCGAACUUAAAAAUCCGCUCCAAACGUUUCCCGUGCACCAAGCAUCAGCAGAGCACAACCGUAAACAUCACCCGCGAAGGGAACCUGCUCGGAUAAUUGAUGUCGAUUUGCAUUUAAAGGACGCUGAAUUGCCUGAGCAACUCAAAGCGUCUUUAUCGCUCAUCUCAACCGUUUCAAUGCCCUGCUGUUCCGUGCUUGCUUAGGGCGCACCUGCCCAGUGGCAGCCAUUCGUUCGCGGCAAAAAAUUUCACAACCCCGACCUUCAAAUGGGCAUUAGUGUGCCAGUAGGGGGCGAUGUUAAGCCACAGAGCAUCAUGGGAAAAUAACUUCCACGGUGCUUUGCACACCCGGAUUGCGCGCAGGAAUUAUAGUUUUUCACGAUUGUCGACUCCAGGAUUCGACGUCGAGAGGUCAUCACGACCAUCGAUGUCAGCACCACGUCAUUGUUUGCUUCGGCCAGAGCCUUCGACCAUUGCAGUGCCAUGGGCCAGCAAUAGGCGCCGCCACUUGUUCCUGGUUUUUCCAGGCUCGUUUGUUGCUGUUAGCUGCAAGUCUUCUCGAGAGUAUUAAAAGUCAAACGUAUUUUGUCAGUUGCGUAAUAAUACACUGCUCAUGAUGACACACUGACGUGUAAUCCUCCUCUCGUCUGGUAUUGUGAGAGCUUCUUUGAGACGGACAACACGCUCGAGACGGACAGUACACACGAGGCAGACAACACAAAAUAGACUGACAACACCACACAGGCCAAUACAAACCAAGUGGUAAAUUCUGUAACUGAAUGGAACAUUAAUUGUGAAUAUUCAUUGAAUUACGUCGAGGGUGAGUUACCAUCGGUACCUGACUACUCAAUGUGUUUGGUAAAGUUUGAUACCCCAGGUUGGCUCCAACUGCCCUUUUUGUGUAUGGGACUGUUAAACUGCAGACCUGCUACAUCAUUUUACUGCAAUCUGUGAGUCUCUGAUAUCAGUUUUUCAUUAAAAUGUAAAUUUAUCCAAAAAAAUAAAGGUUACCAGCAGUUUAUCGAGAAUGGACUCGAUGUUAAAA
Molecule: messenger RNA, 3510 nt
Organism: Petromyzon marinus (sea lamprey)
Lineage: Eukaryota; Metazoa; Chordata; Hyperoartia; Petromyzontiformes; Petromyzontidae
Gene: AAR2
Product: AAR2 splicing factor
Biological process (GO): spliceosomal tri-snRNP complex assembly
Source: RefSeq, a predicted model, not a curated record